Penicillium verrucosum is the source of this 390-nucleotide messenger RNA. RefSeq lists its product as uncharacterized. Lineage: Eukaryota; Fungi; Ascomycota; Eurotiomycetes; Eurotiales; Aspergillaceae. The transcript has 3 exons. The record is from RefSeq and is a predicted model, not a curated record. The coding region runs from base 1 to 390 and encodes 129 amino acids.
AUGUACACGCAUAAUGCCCCUACCCUACAAGCUCUGUAUUCAUCUGCCCUGCGGAUAAGUUAUAUCAUGCAAUUGACAGAACAAAACCCUAUUUUAGGUAGCUAUUGUCACAUUUCAGGCAGUCUGCUUACGUUCGUGGAUGAUAUAGAGAUUCACCAAGGGAGAAACUCGCUUAAGGAAUAUCGGUUCGGUUCGCAUACUAUACAGAUCUUUUUUUGCGGAAGUUGUGGUGCCAAUGUUUACAACAAGUCCGUGAAUCCGAAGUUUAGAUACGGUCAAUGUGCUAUUAAUAUGCGCCUAGUACACGAUAUUGACCUGGAAGCCAUAGAAAUCAGCAAGGGCGAUGGUAAGAAUAUUAAUCUGCCACCUUUAGAAGAGGGCCUACUUUAG